AUGCCUCUUGCAUUUCAGGUCGCCAAUCUCGCCGUCAAACCGCCCAAGGUGGGUGAGAAUGGCUACCAAGGCUUCAAUCCGCACAAAGAGACACUUCCUAAAGGGUACCAAAGCCGAGAUGGAGCAAGGGCACUCUCUGAAGAUAUGAUCGCUGAACACGAUGUUGCUGUCAAAGUCAGAGAUGGCUGCACUCUAUACUGCGACAUCUAUCGACCCGUGAGUAGUGGGAAGGGUGAUGUCAAGGUGCCUGCGAUUGUGGCCUGGAGUCCGUUCGGCAAGAAACAUACUGGAAUUGACAUGAUGUCAAAGGUUAAAUGGGGUUGCGGUGUGCCCAAGGGCUGCCUUAGUGGUCUCGAGCGAUUCGAAGGACCAGACCCAGCGGAAUACUGCCCUCGCGGGUAUGCCAUCGUCAACGUCGACGCAAGAGGUGCGGGUGACUCUGACGGAGAUAUUGUCAUUAUGGGGAAGCAAGAAGGCGAAGAUGGGCAUGACGUAAUCGAAGAGCUGGCGAAAAUGGAUUGGUGUAACGGCUCGAUUGGACUGGCUGGAAACUCACACCUCGGCAUCGUACAAUGGUUCAUCGCGGCAACACAACCUCCAUCACUCAAAGCCAUCGCGCCCUGGGAAGCUUGUGGUGACCUCUACCGAGAGCAGUUCGUACGCGGAGGUGCUUGGGAUAAUGGACUAUUCGACUUCAUAACUGAACACGUUAUCCGGGGGAAGAACGGCCUUGAAGAUUUCAAAGAAAUGUACCGGCGUUCAUCUACCAUGAACCCUUAUUGGGAAGAUAAACGAGCAGAUAUCGCAAGCAUCAAUAUUCCUACCUACAUCGUCGCGUCAUACUCGAGUUUCGUCCACACCAUGGGCUCGAUACGUGGUUGGAUGCAAGUCAACACCAAGGACAAGUGGUUGCGUUGGGAUCCUUACCAAGAAUGGUACGAUCUCUGGUCUGUCCAGGAAUCCAUCGAUGAACUCGCUUCCUUCUUCGAUCGCUAUCUUAAGGGCGAGAAGAACGACUGGGAAAACACACCACGCGUACGCAUGGCGUCACUCAACUACGGCGACAAAGAAGCCAUCUACCCUAUCGUCGAAGAAGAUUUCCCUAUACCACGUACAGACUACCGCACCCUCUACCUCAAUGACAACAAUACCCUUCAAAAAAGCGCACCGACAAACACCAGCACUCUAUCCUACAAUUCGGAAAGCAACACUUCGCCCGUCUCCCACGCAGCAUUCACCCUAAAGUUCGAUCAACCAACCCGCCUCAUGGGCCUACCUAAAGCUGUGCUCUACAUGUCUUGUCCAGACUUCAACGACAUGAUUGUCUACGUCUUGAUACGCAAGCUAGACAAACAGGGCAGCCCCAUGAUCGCUAUCAACAUCCCCUGGUCCGCCGCCCCUUACUCCCGCGCCGCCGACAUCCCCGAAUCAGACUACAGUAAUCUAAUGAUUUACUACGGACCCACAGGCGUCCUCCGAGCGUCGCACCGUAAGACCGACCCUUCGAAAUCUAUUCACCCGCAGUAUCCCUUCCACGCCCACGACGAGGUGCAGAAGAUUACGCCGGGAGAGGUGGUCAAGCUAGAAAUUGGGUUAUGGGCCAUGGGCGUAGAUUUCGAGGCUGGAGAGGGGAUUAGUGUGCAGGUUAGUGGCGAGUAUCCGCUUGUGCAGGAGUUUGGGCCGAGGAAGAAGGUGGAGUUGGAAGAAAGGAACAAGGGUGUGCAUCAAGUGCAUGUUGGUGGGGAGUGGGCGAGUCACGUUGUAUUGCCUUUUGUGUGA
Messenger RNA from Alternaria atra, 1779 nucleotides. RefSeq lists its product as uncharacterized. The transcript has 3 exons. Gene Ontology annotation, molecular function: dipeptidyl-peptidase activity. NCBI's taxonomy places the organism in Eukaryota, Fungi, Ascomycota, Dothideomycetes, Pleosporales, Pleosporaceae. The coding region runs from base 1 to 1779 and encodes 592 amino acids. The record is from RefSeq and is a predicted model, not a curated record.